UGAGUCUGUGAGGCUCGGAGGUGCGGGCAGCGGCGGCAGCGCCGGCGACCAGCAGGCGGAGGCUGAGGCGGAAAGCGAGCCGGAGCGAGACGAGCAGCUGGGCGCAGGCACCGCCUCCACAGUCCCGUCCAUGGUCGGCGCCCGCAGGCCGCGGCGGCCUGUCUCGCGCUCCAUCUCCUGCACAUCCUCCUCCGCCUUCUCGGGGGCCGCCGGCGGCGCUGUCUGGAGGCCCGGGCACUGAAACCCGCGGAGCGACGGGCGGAGGAGGCGGCGAGGGGCUCCGGACCCACGGGGUGCCCUGAGGCGCGGGGACGCCAGCGCCCGCAGUCCGCUGCCGCCGGCCCGGCCCCGCCACCGCCGCCCGCGGGGCUCCUCGGCGCGGCCGCCGGGGCCGGGGGAGCAUGACCGCCGGGACCCUCCGGGGGACGGCCAGGACCCGGCCCGGGAUCUAGACGGCGUGGGGGAGGGGAGCCGCCCUCCCGCGGCGCCGCUCCAGGACGCCGUCGCCGGCCGGGGCCGUGCUGUGUUGUUUCCUCCUCGCGUUGUGCGGCCCUGAAGUGAAGGAAGAUGUCCACGAGGACCCCGUUGCCUACGGUGAAUGAACGGGACACUGAGAACCACACGUCACAUGGAGAUGGUCGGCAAGAAGUGACCUCCCGCACCGGGCGCUCUGGAGCUCGGUGUAGAAACUCUAUAGCUUCCUGUGCAGACGAACAGCCUCACAUCGGAAACUACAGACUGUUGAAAACAAUCGGCAAAGGGAAUUUUGCAAAAGUGAAAUUGGCAAGACACAUCCUUACAGGCAGAGAGGUUGCAAUAAAAAUAAUUGACAAAACUCAGUUGAAUCCAACAAGUCUACAAAAGCUCUUCAGAGAAGUAAGAAUAAUGAAGAUUUUAAAUCAUCCAAACAUAGUGAAGUUAUUUGAAGUCAUCGAAACUGACAAAACACUCUACCUAAUCAUGGAGUAUGCAAGCGGAGGUGAAGUGUUUGACUAUUUGGUUGCACAUGGAAGAAUGAAGGAAAAAGAAGCAAGAGCUAAAUUUAGACAGAUCGUGUCUGCGGUCCAGUACUGCCACCAGAAGCGGAUCGUUCACAGAGACCUCAAGGCUGAAAAUCUAUUGUUAGAUGCUGAUAUGAACAUUAAAAUAGCUGACUUUGGUUUUAGCAAUGAAUUUACUGUUGGCAGUAAACUGGAUACGUUUUGUGGGAGUCCUCCAUAUGCAGCCCCAGAGCUCUUCCAGGGCAAGAAAUACGACGGGCCGGAAGUGGACGUGUGGAGCCUCGGCGUCAUUCUGUACACUCUGGUCAGCGGGUCGCUCCCCUUCGACGGACAGAACCUGAAGGAACUGAGAGAGAGAGUGUUAAGAGGGAAGUACAGAAUCCCUUUCUACAUGUCUACAGACUGUGAAAACCUCCUCAAACGUUUCCUGGUGCUAAAUCCCAUAAAGCGAGGCACUCUGGAGCAAAUCAUGAAGGACAGGUGGAUCAACGCAGGGCACGAGGACGACGAACUGAAACCAUUUGUUGAACCAGAACUAGACAUCUCAGACCAGAAAAGAAUCGAUAUUAUGGUGGGAAUGGGAUAUUCACAAGAAGAAAUUCAAGAAUCUCUUAGUAAAAUGAAAUAUGAUGAAAUCACAGCUACAUAUUUGUUGUUGGGAAGAAAAUCUUCAGAGCUCGACGCUAGUGACUCCAGUUCCAGCAGCAACCUCUCACUUGCCAAGGUCAGGCCGAGCAGUGACCUCAACAACAGCACCGGCCAGUCUCCUCACCACAAAGUGCAGCGGAGUGUUUCCUCAAGCCAGAAGCAGAGGCGGUACAGUGACCAUGCUGGACCAGCCAUCCCUUCCGUUGUGGCAUAUCCAAAAAGAAGUCAAACCAGCACUGCCGAUGGUGACCUCAAAGCAGACGGCGCUCCCUCCAGGAGGGCAGGCGGCAGUGCAGGCGGAGGCAAGGGGAUGGCUCCAGCCAGUCCCAUGCUUGGGAAUGCGAGCAAUCCCAACAAGGCGGACAUUCCUGAACGCAAGACCGGCUCCACUGUCCCCAGUAGUAAUACAGCAUCUGGCGGAAUGACACGGCGAAAUACUUACGUUUGCAGUGAAAGAAGUACAGCUGACAGACAUUCAGUAAUUCAGAAUGGCAAAGAAAACAGCACUGUUCCUGACCAGAGAACCCCAGGGGCAUCCACGCACAGCAUCAGCAGCGCGGCCACCCCGGAUCGAGUCCGCUUCCCCAGGGGGACUGCCAGUCGCAGCACCUUCCACGGCCAGCCCCGCGCGCGGCGGACUGCCACCUACAACGGCCCACCUGCCUCGCCCAGCCUGUCCCACGAAGCCGCGCCGCUGUCACAGGCUCGAAGCCGAGGCUCCGCGAACCUUUUCAGUAAAUUAACCUCAAAACUCACAAGGAGAAACAUGUCAUUCAGGUUUAUCAAAAGGCUUCCGACCGAAUAUGAGAGGAACGGGAGAUAUGAGGGCUCCAGUCGCAACGUAUCUGCUGAGCAAAAGGAUGAAAACAAAGAAGCAAAACCUCGCUCCCUGCGCUUCACCUGGAGCAUGAAAACCACUAGUUCCAUGGACCCCAGCGACAUGAUGCGGGAGAUCCGCAAAGUGCUGGACGCCAACAACUGCGACUACGAGCAGAGGGAGCGCUUCCUGCUCUUCUGUGUCCACGGCGACGGGCACGCGGAGAGCCUCGUGCAGUGGGAGAUGGAGGUGUGCAAGCUGCCAAGACUGUCUCUGAACGGGGUGCGGUUCAAGCGGAUAUCGGGGACGUCCAUCGCUUUCAAAAACAUUGCUUCCAAGAUCGCCAACGAGCUAAAGCUGUAGCCUGGGACGCUGGUGCAGUGAAGCAGCGGCUGGGUUCCUGGGCGCUGGUGGCGAUGUAUAGAGUACCAUUAGGCAAUAACGUCUGCAUCUCCUCAAUCAUGGUGUCCAACUGUAAGGACGAGAGCACGCCUGGGAGCGAGCGCUGGCCUCUUUUCUACGAAUGCACUACAUUAAAGCUGUGUGACACGUG
Eptesicus fuscus (big brown bat) is the source of this 3019-nucleotide messenger RNA. RefSeq names its product microtubule affinity regulating kinase 3 (gene MARK3). Gene Ontology annotation, biological process: protein phosphorylation; intracellular signal transduction. The record is from RefSeq and is a predicted model, not a curated record. Bases 568 to 2829 code for a protein of 753 amino acids. Gene Ontology annotation, molecular function: ATP binding; protein serine/threonine kinase activity. Gene Ontology annotation, cellular component: cytoplasm; plasma membrane. NCBI's taxonomy places the organism in Eukaryota, Metazoa, Chordata, Mammalia, Chiroptera, Vespertilionidae. The transcript has 18 exons.